Molecule: messenger RNA, 1034 nt
Organism: Schizophyllum commune H4-8
Lineage: Eukaryota; Fungi; Basidiomycota; Agaricomycetes; Agaricales; Schizophyllaceae
Product: ClpP/crotonase
Exons: 7
Coding region: 23-973 (316 amino acids)
Biological process (GO): fatty acid beta-oxidation
Cellular component (GO): mitochondrion
Molecular function (GO): enoyl-CoA hydratase activity
Source: RefSeq, a predicted model, not a curated record
CCUUCAGUUCCUCCCGCCCACCAUGUUGGCUGCUGCUGCACCUCUCCGCCUCACCGCACGCACUCGGACUGUCGCCAGACAUACCUCAUCUCGUGCGCUCCAGCUCAAGCGAACAUGGGGCGCAACCCAGCAGGAACGAUUCAGAACGUUGGGCGUGAUGCAGAACUCAUCGCUGGCGGCCUCCAGGCAGGCCUACAUCGAACCACUCACCACGCACGAGGGUAUCUCUUGCAUCAAUCUGAACCGACCGCAGGCGAAGAAUGCUAUAUCAACGACUUUGCUGCAUGAACUACGCCAAUGCUUGGAAGAGCUUCGGUUCGACAAUAGUGUGCGCACCGUCAUCCUGCGUUCCUCCACCGUCGGCUCUUUCUGUGCCGGUGCGGACCUUGCAGAGCGUCGGACAAUGUCCCAAGCUCAGGUCAACAAAUUCCUCGCGGACCUACGAGAUGCUUUGGGGUGUCUAGAGAACCUGCCCAUGCCGGUUCUCGCUGCCAUUGAUGGUCCGGCGCUCGGUGGUGGCCUCGAGAUGGCACUGGCGUGCGACUUGAGGGUGGCAGGACGCGAUGUGACUAAGAUUGGUUUGCCCGAGACUGGGCUGGGUAUCAUACCUGGUGCAGGGGGCACGCAGCGAGCGACGCGAUUGCUGGGCGUGGCGAAAGCGAAGGACUUGAUCUUCACCGCACGCGUACUGAGCGCGUCCGAAGCAUUAGAAUAUGGCGUCGUGGACUACAUCUCCGAUUCGGGGUCAACAGGCUUCGACCGCGCGCUGCAGCUCGCGGAGAAGAUCGCGUCAAAUGCUCCUCUGGCCCUUCGUGCGGCUAAACAGACGAUAUCGAGGGCUGUCGAUCUGCCGCUGGAAUCAGGACUUGACUUCGAGCGAGCAUGUUACGAGGGUCUGCUUCACAGCAAAGACCGUCUGGAGGCUCUAGCAGCGUUCAAGGAGAAGCGGAAGCCGGUGUUUAAGGGGGAGUAAGUACAACUUCAACGAGUUGUUUGUGAGUAUGGCAGCAAUGAAGUUCAACUUGAUCACGGGA